Molecule: messenger RNA, 669 nt
Organism: Ambispora gerdemannii
Lineage: Eukaryota; Fungi; Glomeromycota; Glomeromycetes; Archaeosporales; Ambisporaceae
Source: the annotation of a GenBank genome assembly
AUGACCCCGAAGCAAUACUCAAAAGGACUUUCAUAUGUAAAACACAAACCACAGAAACAACAAAAAGAGGAGGAAGAAAUCGAAUUAAUAAAUUCACGUGAUGAAGAGAAACCACAGAUUGUAGUAUUGAGAGAGGGUAAACAUUUGUCGGAGGAACAAGUCAAAGAUUAUUUGGAACAAAAAUCAAGUACAAAAAAAGAUAAUGACCUUAUUGAUGGAAAGAAUAUAGUAUUGGCUUCUAGUAGUCCAAAUCGUCGAAAAAUUUUGUCAACCAUUUUGGGUAAUAAUUAUAGUGUGAUUCCAAGUACUUUUCCUGAAACACUUGAUAAACGACAGUACACACCCGAAGAGUAUGUGAUAGCGAACGCGAUUGAGAAAGGAAAAGAAGUCUACGCAAGAUUAAUGACGCCGUCGUCCUCUUACAGACCAGACUUGAUUAUCUCAGCAGACACUGUGGUGUAUAAAGAUCAAAUUUUGGAAAAACCUGAAUCCUCUGAACACGCUUUCGAGAUAUUAAAAUUAUUAAAUGGCAAUAUUCACGAUGUUACUUUUCGACAUACAAGUGAUGAAUUCUUUCGUGCGUAUAUUGAAACUGGUGAACCAAUGAAUAAAGCUGGCAAGUUAUCUGUUGUCGUAUGUGUGUACCUAGGAAUUACUGAACGUUAUUGA